Messenger RNA from Paramecium sonneborni, 553 nucleotides. The record is from the annotation of a GenBank genome assembly. NCBI's taxonomy places the organism in Eukaryota, Ciliophora, Oligohymenophorea, Peniculida, Parameciidae.
UCUAUGAAUCUUAUAGGGGAUUAGGAUGUUAUGAUAACAUCAGUCGAAAGCAGGGAAAAUGGUUAGAAUAUCAUGAAAAGUUCAAAAGGUACACUUUUAUACUACUAUAUUCUUUCACGUUAUUAUACAUGCCCGAUAAUAUAUAUUGGAGAUUAUAAUGAGGGUUUAAAAAUUGGAAUGUGGAAAAUUUUAAUUAGGAAAGUUUGGAGAUUGUGUAGAAAAUAUACAAUAGAUUUUAGAGGAGGAGGCAAUUUUAAUGAAAAUGGAUUAAAAACAGGUAUGUGGUUAGAAGUAGAGGAUUAUAGGAGGUUUGUAAUUUCAAUUUUAUUAUUUUAUUUAAGUCCUACUAUUAUUUUGUAGUAAGGAAUAUAUUAAAAUGGAAUGAAAAUUGGAAAAUGGGAAAUUAAUUCUCAGCACAAAAUAAUGUAAUAAAUUGACCAUCUAAUUAUUUAGAGGUGGAGGUAAUUAUAAUGAAAAAGGAUAAAAUUUGGAUAAUAGAUUGAGAUUGAUGAAAAAAAAUAUUGGGAGUUGAAUAUAUAAAUUAAAUAAAAUU